ACUGUUGUAAUAAUUUUGUUAAACAGAUGAAAAAAAUGACAUUUUGAAAAUAUCAGCAGUUAUCAGCAGUUGUUAUUUUCUUGUUCAUUAGGUUAUGUUUGUGAGUUUCACCUCACCUCUUGCAGUUGCAAAAUGGUGGCUCUACUGUGUGACAGAGUAAACCAUGCUUACCCACCAAACCUUCGUCACUUAGCAGAAACUAUUAACUCUUUUCUUGUUUCACAGUGUUUCUAGACACAGCAACCCAGUCUCAUGAGGAUUCGUAAUAAUUUGUACGAGAUCAUACAAAUUCAAACCUAAACCUGACCAUGGUUGUAAUAUGGAAAAACUGUAUAACUAUAGAAUAUUUAGGAAAAUCUUAGUCAUACUUUAUAAUAUCACACAAUUUUAGCAUCUUGUACAAAUUAUUGCGUUGGAUAUAUGUGACAAAUAGGUUUGCUGAUGUUACUGCAAUUAUCUGGAAAUUUACUGUCAUGUUUAACUUGGUUAGUAAAGUAAUGGUGGUGGUGGGGCGUUAAGUGUUGAAAAAAAGUAUUUACAAUGUGGUCAGAGCAAACUUGACUUCCUCUUCUGUCUGGUUCAGAGCUGCAGUAGACUUCAUCAUAAAUGUGUGGAAGGAACCAGGUUUCAUUAGAUUCAAUGAUUUUAUUCAUCCAGGAACAUGAAGAUCAUUCAGCUUCAGCUCUAUGUAUUAAUCUGUUGUCGAGCUGCAGCAGCAAAUCAACUAACUGAUUUGGGAUCAAAUGUGACCAUAAACUGUGAUCUUGAUGAUAAUGAGAUUUAUUGGAUUUUACUGAAAACACCAGAUCCUCCAACAGUGAUUCUACGAUCAACCUCAGUUCCAACAGCACCUUUUUACUCAAACAAAACAUUCAGAAACAAAUAUUCACUGCAAUUUAAACAUCUGGUUAUAAAUAAUGUCACGGCUGAUGAAUUAGGAGUUUAUUACUGUAUGAACACACGCACACCUCUAAAACUCAGCAACAGCACCAGACUGUACAUCGCCGAACCAAUUCAAUUAACUGAGUCAACUGAGUGUCACAAUCAUACAGUGGUGGAGUGUAUUGAUCAGAAUCAGACACAAUGGCAGAUUAUCAUCACAAUAUCUGGUCUGAUGAACGGGCUUCUGGUCAUCGUGGUUAUCGUUGGACUAGUAAAGGAUUUUGUUGGAAACAGAAGGUCCACAGAACACUCACAACAUCUCAACACUGAUCUACAGCAGUCACACGUUAUAGAAGAGCAUCAGGACCAGUUUCAGUAUGCUGAGGUGGAUUUUUCCAAGCUACGUAGAAACUUUCUGUUCAGCCAAGUCACCUAUGCUGUACUAAAGCCGGUAAAAUCAUGAACUUAUGCGUAUGAUGGGCUACUUAUUUUGAUCACUGUUUCUUGAAUUUCUAACCACAAACUGUUUGGCAGCUCUCAGCAAAGCAUGCUGGGGAUCCGCUGAAAAGUUUAAAAAAAAAAACUAAAACAAUCAGUUAAAAUGGACUAAACAAUGUGAUUUGAUUUAUCACUGCAUCAGUUAUUUUGUACAAAAAAGCAAACGGCAUCAGUUAACUGACCAAAGGUUUAACUUCUAGGGAGUUUAAACAGCUGGUGGGAUUAUUGAAAAAAAAAAUGUGCUGACAAAUGUAUAUUUUCUGUGUAGAAAAACAUUGUCCUUAUAUUUUAAACAUACUCUAUUAUUUUAAACUGAUACUAAAAAAAAACAACAAAAAAAAAACAAUAUGAAUAUCGUGUUUUCACACUUGGUCCUUUUCAGGGGUCUGAACAUGGUUCAUGUGAUUUUUGGCCCAUAUGUGAACACUCCAAACGAUCUUAGACCCUUUAAAAAUGAACCAAACGAGACCUUCUCCGGAGGUGAAAAAAAAAUUGAUUAUUCCAUUCACGAAUUCCAGUGUUGUUUGGCCAUCAGAUGCCUCCAUACAAAUCGGCUGUUCAUCAUGGCUGCUUCUUUUCUCAGAUCUCUACAAUUUGUUCACAAUACACUUGUUUACUGUAAUUUCAACUGCUUCCAAACUGUGUAGGAGAGAUGCGGCUGCGCGCCUUGCCAGUUUUAACAUUUUUUGAUAUACGGUUUUACAAGUGCACACACUUUUGGUG
Megalobrama amblycephala (Wuchang bream) is the source of this 2103-nucleotide messenger RNA. RefSeq lists its product as uncharacterized. Lineage: Eukaryota; Metazoa; Chordata; Actinopteri; Cypriniformes; Xenocyprididae. The record is from RefSeq and is a predicted model, not a curated record. The coding region runs from base 662 to 1345 and encodes 227 amino acids. The transcript is spliced from 5 exons.